Bombus pyrosoma is the source of this 5561-nucleotide messenger RNA. RefSeq names its product protein artichoke (gene atk). The coding region runs from base 662 to 5212 and encodes 1516 amino acids. Lineage: Eukaryota; Metazoa; Arthropoda; Insecta; Hymenoptera; Apidae. The record is from RefSeq and is a predicted model, not a curated record. The transcript is spliced from 11 exons. Gene Ontology annotation, molecular function: protein binding.
UAGAAUUUAUUUAUAGUAAGAGAAUCAAAUCAAGUAGUACGGAAAUAUUAAUUUCUUUCAAGCUUCAAUUUUACUGGAUCUUUGCAAUGUUUAUGGAAUAUCUAUAAUUGUAAGUUAAUUGUAGCUUCUUGAAUAUUUUUUCACACGCAAAAUGCAAAAACAUUUAAAAGCGGGUGAUCUUAAAUCUGAAAUUUGUCAAAUUUGGUACGUAUGGUAAAGAUUUGGUGGAAAGGGAAGAAUUUCCUGGAAGCGUGCCUUCACGGUGGUUGGACACGGCACUUCGCAAUUCUCUUUUCGUCCCGCUCGCCAUCACCCACGCCACAGUCAUCUUCUCCCCUCGAGUUUGUGCAUCAGCACGCUUUGCACAAAACUUCUUCGUGUAGUUAGCCCGUAUCUGUUCGUAACGAGCGCACCGACGCUCUAGCUUUUCGAAACAACGCCAAAACACGCGACGUGUUAUUUUUAUAUUUGUGAACAAACAGUGCUGUUUAAUCUCUUGCUCAAGAUAGUACAAACAGUUUUACGGAAACCAUCGAAAUUCCAAGAGGAAGAGAACGUUCCUAUUCCCAGAAAUAAGUCGAGACUUUUGGCGAGUUAAACGGAGUCCAAAAGAAGAUGUGGGACUGGUAUUUAAGGUCGUAGACCAAGAUCCAAAUGCGCUAUGGUUAAACUACCGUGGGGUGGAAACCUCUUUAUAACUGGCUGGUUCCUGACACUGUUCUGUAUCAGUGUCAGUGCUCAGUUAGGUUCAGAGUACGGAUGUCCUACUCAGGAGAGGAUUCUACCUUGCAGAUGUUCUACUCGUGACAUGGAGAUUCAAAUAUGGUGCAGCCAUAGUGAGCUACCAAAAGUUCUCGAGGGUCUAAAGGCAGUGAGUCAUUAUUUAGAUCGACCGGUAGACGAAUUGAUCCUGGAGAACAACAAUCUGCCUAGUCUACCAGGCAAAGUUUUUGCUACUCUACGUGUUCUUCGUUUAAUGCUUCGAAAUAAUCGCCUUGAAAGAGUGUCGUCAGGGUGGCUAGAGGGACUUCACGACUCUCUCUUAGAACUAUUCGUCGUGGAGCCAGACUUGCGUUCCUUGCCAGUAGAUAGCUUGGAAAAUCUGCAGGGUCUCGAGGCAGUAACCUUGCAGAGUAAAGCGAUGAAAAAGCUGCCUAAAUUCUCUGGACUGCCAAAGCUCAGAUAUCUCCAGAUCAACUCUCCGGCUUUAUUAGAAUUGGCUCCAAGAAAUUUUCGAGACUUGACCAAUUUGGAACAGUUCCAUGUUUUUGGUAGUCCACGUCUGAUACGUUUGGAAGCUGGCCUGUUCCGCAGCCUAUCACGUCUCGAAUUGAUAAACAUCACGGACUGUGGAGUUCAUUGGGUUCAUCCUCGAGCAUUGAUAGAUUUACCAGAAUUGAAAGAGGUCUCGUUGGUUGGAAACUCGAUCGUGGACGCUAGCAUGAUCGGCCGUGCCUGUAUGGAUCUACCUUCGCUUUCGGUGAUACGACUGGACAGAAAUCGCAUAAAUCGUCUUGGCGAAGGAGCCUUCACAGACUUAUCUGUUCUCUCUCGCUUGUACUUAUCAAGGAAUUAUAUUACCGAGGUGUUCGCUGGAGCAUUUCAAAGAAUGCCAGCAUUGAAGACCGUAGAUCUCAAUCACAAUGUAAUACAUCGAAUACAUCCCGAGUUCUUCCCGCGCAGGCCCGGAAACAUCUUGGAGGAGAUGUGGAUGAUCAACAACGAUCUAAGUCACGUGACUGAACUGAGAUCGAUAAUGGAGGCUUUGCCUAGAUUGAAGUUUCUCGAUGUUAGUCACAAUCAAAUCGAGGAGAUACCAUUUGGGGCACUGAGGGGGCAUCUCACACUGGAAAGACUUCACCUUGAUCACAAUAGAGUGGCCUUUCUGCAGAGAGAAACCUUCACCGCGAUGCCCGCUCUUAGGGAACUUAGAUUGAAAAAUAAUUCUUUGUCAAACUUAUUGGAAGCGCCGUUCUGGAACUUGCCAUCAUUGAAAGGUCUAGAUCUUUCAGAAAACUACUUUCGUCAUAUAGAGCCUCGUUUAUUAGCAAAUUUGCCAAGUUUGAGACGUUUGGAUAUGAGCGGAAACGCUGUAGGCCUUAUAGAGCCUGACUCGUUCAUGGGUACACCGGCUUUAGAGCACAUCAACAUUUCUGGAAAUGCGCUCUCGGUUCUUCAUCCUCUCACGUUUCAUCAUUUAGCUAAUCUUUACGAACUGGACAUCGGUUGGAAUCGAAUGCUCGAGAUAGUUCCGGGUUUACCGAGAAACAUAGAACACCUUCACAUGCCUAUGAAUCGGAUCAUCGUUCUACCAGCUGUGUCUUCUCAAGACCUCGAUCUGCCAGUUCUCAGGUCCUUGGAUCUCAGCGCAAACGGGAUCGAAAGAAUACCACCAGGAACUUUGACCGACCUGCCGAACUUGAGAAAGUUAAAUUUCGGUUAUAAUUCUCUUCGAAUCUUAGAAGACGGUGCAUUCGAAGGGUUGUCGAGAUUGGAGCAAUUGGACUUAAAAUAUAAUCGAUUAGUCACCCUACAUGGACGAAGUUUUAGACCAUUGAGAUCGCUGAUGGAUUUAAACCUACGGGGCAGUCGUUUGGAAGUUCUAAGGCCAGAUAUCUUCCAGGAAAAUAUUCGAUUACAGAGAUUGGAUCUCAGCAGGAACAACCUUGCGCAAAUACCUCAUGCAACUUUUUCAAGUACCAGAGACCUUCGUGAACUAUACGCGUCGCACAAUACUUUGACCGAGUUACCCGGAUCGUUACACGGCUUAACAGCUCUUCAGGUACUCGACUUGAGCUUCAACAAGCUGAACAUCCUGUCGCCGGAAACAUUGAGCAGUCUAUCGGCCUUACUCGAGCUCAAACUUGUCAGGAAUCGUAUCCGCGAGUUGCGUGAAGGCGCCUUCGAUGGUUUGCCACGGUUAACGUUAAUCGAUCUGGAAAAUAAUGAUCUGAGAAUUAUCGAGCGAAACGCUAUCAGAGCUCUGCCCGAGUUGCAGGCGAUACGACUUGGGAAAAAUCGAUUACAGAUAAUUCCAAGCGGAGCUUUCACCGAGUUACCACUGCUGCAAAGCGCGGAACUUCAGGAGAAUCGGAUCCAGGAAAUUGCAAGUAACGCGUUCAUUAACGUGCCUCACCUUCUCUUCCUUAAUCUAAGCAACAAUCAUUUACCUUCGUUGGACUACGUUGGUUUAGAGAGCUUGCGUUCCCUGGAAGUUUUAGAUUUGAGCAAUAAUCGAUUGUCUAGGGUAUCGAGCAACAGUUUAGCAUCGAUGGAGUGGUUGGUCGAGCUGAAAAUGGACAACAAUCGUAUUUGUACCAUCCAAGGUUCGCCUUUCGAUGAAAUGCCGAGACUUCGAGUUCUCAGUUUAAGAAGCAAUCGAAUGGCUUCCGUUUCGGAAGCAGCGUUCAAAAGAUUGCGAUCAAACAUUGCUGUCUUAGAUAUCGAUGGAAAUCCACUCUCGUGUUCCUGUGGAAUGUUAUGGUUAAGGGGAUGGCUGCAGCAAGCUUCCUCCGAAGGUCCAAGAUGCGCGGACGGAUCUUUAUUCAAGGAAAUUAGAUUAUCACGUCAGGAUUGUCAGCGCGAAAGACAGAUUGAUCCGAUCCACCCCGGCUGCGAGGCGGAAAUGAUCGACGUUGCACCGUAUCCUGUCUCCUCUUCUAUAUUUGGAGCAACGGAGAUGGUACCACUUCGUAUGAAUCUAAAAGACUCGUCAACACAAAAUCCUCCCAAUACUCAGGAUACUGAUUACUUCUACGACUAUCCGGAUUACCAAGAUAGCAAAAGUAAUACGACAAAUGUAACUUUCACGUCGACUCAGUUUCUGACUACAAUAGCACCAGAAGCUGUGAAAGCCACUCAGACAACGGAGAUGAUUCAACCUUCGACGAACAAUACGAUUCCCAUAAAGAAGGGUACUUCGAUGCCUCCCUCUCCCAGUAGCUCUGGUUUUACCUUUUUCGGGGUUCCUUUGCCUAGUCUCAGUUUCAAUCUUUGGGGUAAUUCGAGGAAAAAAUUCGAAAGAAAGAAUUCUUCGGAAAGACCUGGAAGAGGUCGUUACAGGAUGUUCCCGCCUACAGAACCGGAAAUCCACAGAGGUGGUUUCGUACCGUUACCACGUGGACAAGGUGGAUUUGUACCUAUCGUUGAUCCCAGGCUAAUUUAUGAAAAACAGAUUAAAAAUGAAACUUCAAGGGUUCAAAACUCAAACGUUACUCAAGAAGAGCGAAAACGAUGGAAAAGUGGAAAUGGGACGGUGGUGAAAGUCGAAAGGGCUUAUCCAAGAACGAGCAAGCCUAAAGCAGGGUCCAAAGAAAGGGAAGAGUUGUCCACGGUGUCAGCUAAUGAACAAGAUUCUCGUUGGCAAGUAACUGACACGAAAAAAAUCAGUGCCGUUACAAAUUCAACGAACACGUCUGAUUUGAGCCCCGCGGCAGACGAGUCAUUGCAAGAAACAAAUGAAACUUCUACAUCUACCGAAAUUUAUAGUGGAGAAACUCUAGAGAUGAUUAAAAAGCCAAGUAAAAACGAAGAAAAGCCACAAAUAGAAGUCGCGAGUAGAAUUGUCUGGACUACUCCGAGAGCUGCCUUGGAAACGACAAAGGAAAUAUCAACAGAGAUAUUACAAGGAGAAAAAGAUUCCUACUGGGAUACUGAAGUAAACGGAUUUCAAAAAACGUCCAGUCCUGUAACAAACGUUCCAAACGAACCGAGUGAUGACUCGAGUACUAUCGCAACAGAACGAUCAAGUUCCCGUUCAACCUUUUUGGAAAAUCGGAAAAAUUUUUCUUCCACGUCUCAAGUUUCUCGAGAAACAGAGGCAUCGGCUCUUUCAGCGUUCCUGAUUCCAGGAGGUCAAGUACCUUCGUUGGUUCCAAAUCUGCGUCCAUUAGGCAGGCCAACUAUAACAAAAGUUCCAUCACCGCGUAUUGGCCUUUCUGGUGAACCAGAGAAACAAAAAUCCGUGGCAGAAGCUGUUCAACGAAAUUUGGAGAAUGCCGAGGAGAAAUUGUUUGGCAUAGAUGGAUCUUCCAAUGAAAAUGCUGAGAUUCUUGAAGACAAUUCCUUUAAUUGGUACUUUCAACAUUAUAACGACACUAAUUUAGAACCUUUCGUUAGUGUAGUAUACAGUGGAGGUGAAAAGACUAGUGUGACUCGAUCGACUUUAUUGGGUCAAAUAUAUCUCUCUCUUAUUUUGUACAUUUUCAUAUAAAAACAUGGAAGAUUAAAUAUAGAUAUCUCCAGCACAAUUAAUUUAUUAAAUAAUUAAUAUUUGAAGUGCUCUUAAUUACGUGUAAAAUAUCGGUCGACCUGAACGGUGAAAACAAGAUAAAAAGAAUGCAAGUGUUACGGGACAAUGUUAAAGUGUUUUAAUUAUGAAAAACAGAUAACAUGUCCAUAAAAGGUUGUUUCAAGGUUCACAAUUUUGUGCUUCAUGCCUAUGGUCAGAUAUGAAAUUUUAUAAUAUAAAGAAAUGCACAAUUGAUUUAUUGUGCAUAUCGUGAUGGCGUUCACAGAGUUUUUGUGUAGUAAUGAAACACAAAUAAAAUUAUAAAUCCGAA